Messenger RNA from Erinaceus europaeus (western European hedgehog), 2249 nucleotides. It is a transcript of the gene ZFP1, whose product is annotated as ZFP1 zinc finger protein. The coding region runs from base 433 to 1653 and encodes 406 amino acids. The record is from RefSeq and is a predicted model, not a curated record. The transcript is spliced from 4 exons. Lineage: Eukaryota; Metazoa; Chordata; Mammalia; Eulipotyphla; Erinaceidae. Gene Ontology annotation, biological process: negative regulation of transcription by RNA polymerase II. Gene Ontology annotation, molecular function: RNA polymerase II cis-regulatory region sequence-specific DNA binding; DNA-binding transcription repressor activity, RNA polymerase II-specific.
GGUCCGCGGACGAGAGGAGGGAUGGGCUCGUGCACGCGCGGGGCGGGAGCUCAAACUUCCGCGACUCGCAGGCGGUGUGGACCCGCAGGGCGGGGCGGGGCGGGGCGGGGCGGGGCGGGAGGCGCUCCCGGGACGCGGGCGGCGGCGGCGAGCGCUCCCCUCCUUCCUCGCUUUGUCGGGAGGAGCCUUCGCUUCCGACGGGCGGGGCCGGGGCGGCGGGUGACCUGGAGCUCGGAACUCGGCCGGGACUCCUCAGUGGAGGUUUUUGUUUCCAUUUGCCUUCUGAAUCUGCUCACUUGUAGCGUGGCAUGCCGGCAUUUGGAAUUGACUUGUAUUUGACUUGACUGCUCUUGGCCCCCGAAGGCUUCCCCGCUUAGGGUUCGGAAGAGUUCUACCUUCAUAAUCUCUGCUUUCACACCAAAUCUACAGAAAAUGAACAAAUCUGAGGGAUCAGUUUCAUUCACAGAUGUGACUGUGGACUUCACUCAGGAGGAGUGGGAACAGCUGGACCCUUCCCAGAGGAUCCUAUACAUGGAUGUGAUGCUGGAGAAUUACAGCAAUUUACUAUCAGUGGAAGUGUGGAAGGCUGAUGACCAGAUAGAGAAGGAGCAGAGAGACCCAGAUGAGCAGGCAAAGCAAUUUGUCACCUUUAACAAUCAGACCUCAACUGAGGAAAGAGGUAAUAUCUCUGAGAAAACAUUUAAUCUGAACACAGACUUUGCUUCUUUAAGACAAGUGCCCUAUAAAUAUGACUUACAUGAAAAAUCCUUGAAGUAUAAUUCAGACUUACUUAAUAAUAGAAACUACACAAAAAAACAAGAUGAUGAGUGUACUGAAUUUGGAAAUGCACUCCUUUAUGUAAAGGAAGAGAAAACCCACAAUGGAGUGGAAUACUCUGAGUACAAUAAAAGUGGAAAAAUCUUCAGUCAUAAAGAAGGUAUUUUUAAACAUCAGAAAAUUGGAAAUUUGGUACAACCUUUUAUUUGUAACUACUGUGACAAGGCUUUCUCCUUUAAGUCCCUCCUUGUUAGUCACAAGAGAAUCCAUACUGGAGAAAAGCCUUAUGAAUGCAAUGUUUGUAAGAAAACCUUCUCCCACAAGGCAAACCUAAUUAAGCAUCAGAGAAUUCAUACCGGGGAGAAACCCUUUGAAUGUCUUGAAUGUGGAAAAGCUUUUACCCACCAGUCAAACCUCAUCGUACACCAGAGAGCACAUAUGGAAAAGAAGCCAUAUGGAUGCACUGAGUGUGGCAAGACAUUUGCCCAAAAGUUUGAACUUACUACGCACCAGAGGAUUCAUACAGGAGAACGACCUUAUGAAUGUAACGAGUGUGCAAAGACCUUCUUCAAAAAAUCCAACCUCAUUAUACAUCAGAAAAUACACACAGGGGAAAAACGCUAUGAGUGCAAUGAAUGUGGAAAAUCCUUUAUCCAGAAUUCACAGCUCAUUAUACACACAAGAACUCACACAGGAGAGAAACCCUAUGAAUGUACUGAAUGUGGCAAAACAUUCAGCCAGAGGUCAACUCUUAGAUUACAUUUGCGAAUCCACACAGGAGAGAAACCAUAUGAGUGUUCUGAGUGUGGAAAGGCCUUCAGCAGGAAGUCACGACUCAGUGUCCACCAGAGAGUUCAUAUAGGGGAGAAGGCCUGAGGCUGCAGCCAGGUUGCACUAUAAAAACCUGCUAGUGAGGAGGAAACUUCGUGAAGGUACUGGAGAAACAUGAAAAUUCAUACUAGAUACCAUUUAUUGACUCAGAUAGUGUCUUUUAAAUAAAUUAUGUUGCAAGAUCAACCACCUGAUCUAAAAAAUAUGUACCAGAAUAUGUUGAAUUCCAAAUAGACACACAUAAUAUACUAGAGUGAACUUUUUAAUUUUUUGAAUUAUUUAAGAGUCAACUAUUCUGGGCAACAGCAUAAUCUACAGACUAUCUUAAGAAUGUAGUGUUCAUGAAUGAGAUUGUGCCCCAAAACAAAAAUGUGUAUUUUAGAUUUGCACAUGUGAAUUUUUAAAGUCACUGGGAGUUUGAAAUGCUUGUUCUCAGAUGAUUAGGAGAUGUCACCCAAGGUUUUUAUAUCACACAUUAUGCUUUUCAGCAAUUUUACAAAAUAGUAUGCAUUCCAGGUGAAAUAUGUAACAAACUAUACAGUAGCAUGGAGUGUACUUUUUUUCCUACUGCUUACUUACAUGAAUUGGUACAACCAUUUGUUACUGAGCUGCCUCUUCAAUAAACAGUGUUGUUAAAUGUU